UUUAGUUUGCAUGAUUUUGAUUAUUUCUGUUGUAUUUUCUUUUGUGGCUGUGAUAUUGUUUGCUUUGCCCUGAAGACAUUGAUGCAUGUGAUCCCAACCCAUGUGUCAAUGAAGUGAACUGCACAAACCACUUAAUGAAUCCCGGUGAUGCUAAUUACACAUGUGUCUGCAUGCCUGGAUGGACAGGGAGAAAUUGCUCAGAAGAUAUUCGUGAAUGCAAUGCAAUGCCCUGCAAGAACAACGGAACAUGCGUGGAUGGCACAGACUAUUACGAGUGCUAUUGUCUUCAGGGCUUCAAUGGAGCAAAUUGUGAAAUCGAAGUGGCAGAACUUGCUAAUCCAGGAUAUUCCAAUGUCCUCUCCAUGGAACUUCAGCUUGUGUGGGAAUUCCCAGUUCAAGGCAAUGACGAUGACAUCAACUGCACAGCCAAAUACAGGAUUCCAGGCACCAAUGUGACAGAGGACAAAAAUGUGGGAAGUACAUCACCGGGUAUCGUGACGGUCUUGGAGCCCUACACCAUCUACGAGUUACAGCUGAUCUGUGUGAAUCUUGCUGGAAGCAGCGAGCCUCUUGACUUUCCACCCCAACGAACCCUAGCUGGAAGUAUGAACAUUAUCUUGCAUGUUUAUUCAUUCUUAUGUCACCCGAAAUGA
This is a messenger RNA of Strongylocentrotus purpuratus (purple sea urchin), 653 nucleotides long. RefSeq names its product fibropellin-3-like. The record is from RefSeq and is a predicted model, not a curated record. The transcript is spliced from 3 exons. Gene Ontology annotation, molecular function: protein binding; calcium ion binding. The coding region runs from base 135 to 653 and encodes 172 amino acids. NCBI's taxonomy places the organism in Eukaryota, Metazoa, Echinodermata, Echinoidea, Camarodonta, Strongylocentrotidae.